This is a messenger RNA of Ichthyophthirius multifiliis, 1086 nucleotides long. RefSeq lists its product as hypothetical. The transcript has a single exon. NCBI's taxonomy places the organism in Eukaryota, Ciliophora, Oligohymenophorea, Hymenostomatida. Gene Ontology annotation, biological process: metabolite repair. The record is from RefSeq and is a predicted model, not a curated record. Gene Ontology annotation, molecular function: ATP-dependent NAD(P)H-hydrate dehydratase activity.
AUGAAAAGCAUAUUACCGAAAAUUUUAAAUAAUUUCCACAAAGAAUAAAACGGUUGCCUUGCAAUAAUUGGCGGCUGUCUAGAAUAUUCAGGUUCUCCAUAUUAUUCUGCGCUUUCACAAUUAAAAGGCGGAGCUGAUUAAGCUCAUAUAUUUUGUACAAAGUAAGCCGCAAUUCCUAUAAAAUCGUAUUCUCCAGAAAUAAUAACUCACCCAUAUUUACAUGCAUUAAACGAGCAGGAAGAAACCGAUAUUUUUUAUUAAAAAAAGUUAAAAGAAACAGUAAAUAAAAUAACUCAACAUUAAGAGAAUUUGGAUAGCUUUGUAAUUGGCCCUGGAUUAGGCAGGGAUUAAUGGAUAAGCGAAUAUUUAGGCGAGAUAAUCGAAAAUAUAAAAAAAUAGUAAAUAAUAGUACUUGAUGCGGAUGGAAUAUGGUAUUUAAUCCAAGAAUAUAAUAAAUUUGGAUUAGAAAGUAAAAUUUUUAAAACUGUAGUCUAAAAGGAUUCUUAAUAUCAUAUUUUAACACCCAAUUAAGUUGAAUUUUAGAGACUUUGGAAGUGUUUUGUUAAUAGUAAUUGUUUAGAAAUUGAAAAUAAAUAAAGGAAUUAAUUAAUGGAAGACUAUGUUUAAGGAUAUAAUUAUUUUAAUAAAAAAAUACUCGAUUAUGUAUAAAUUUAUGACUUUGAGAAUCCUAUUGUUAAAGAUGCAGUUAUUUUGGCUUAAAAGUUAAAUAAUAUUAAUAUUAUACACAAAGGAAUUAUUGACGUUGUAACAAACGGAAAAGAGGCAUAUUUAACACUUUAAAAGUCAAGUCAUAAAAGAUGCGGGGGUAUAGGAGAUAUUUUAAGUGGAUUAGUGGGAGUUUAUUGCUGUUGGGCGUAAAAAUAGGCCAAAAAAUAACCACAUUUGAACGAAGAAAAUAUGAUUAUUUUAGGAUGUAUUUUUAGUAGUUGUUUAACUAGAAAAGCUAGCAGUUAUGCAUAUUAGAAAUAUAAUAUUAGUCUUACUGCACCUAAUAUUAUUGAGUUUAUAGGAAAAUGCUUCACUGAAUCGUAUAAUUUAUACUAGAAAGAGGAUUAAAAUUAAUGA